Messenger RNA from Myxocyprinus asiaticus (Chinese sucker), 3097 nucleotides. RefSeq lists its product as uncharacterized. Gene Ontology annotation, biological process: cell-matrix adhesion. The transcript has 20 exons. Gene Ontology annotation, cellular component: cell surface. NCBI's taxonomy places the organism in Eukaryota, Metazoa, Chordata, Actinopteri, Cypriniformes, Catostomidae. The coding region runs from base 1208 to 2338 and encodes 376 amino acids. The record is from RefSeq and is a predicted model, not a curated record.
CUUACUUACAGCAGGUGUUUGUCAGAGCGAAUCUGACGACAGUAUCAGAGGCUCAGCUGGAAGUCUGGAUCCAGAAAGUUCUGCCUUCAUUCAUACAAAAUAUCACAGUCCAACAGACCACACAGUACUUCAGCAUUGUACAGCAGAUACCCUGCUCCAUCAGCCAGUAGGGGGUGCAGCUGUUAAACUCGUCUGUAUCCACCUUCCAGCCUGCAACACAAGAUCAGGUCUACCAACAAAUCCUUAAUUCUCUACAAGGCCCCACCCCACUGGGUUGCUAUGGUAACCAGAGUUACUACUCCUUCUUGGUGUCAUCCUUCAUGAGUUUCCAGUUCCCGAAUCUGAGCACGUUCCUGUUGCUGAUGCCUUCUGCUUGAGUGCCAGAGCUGUUGGAUUCGAUGUCUCCAGCAGAGGUCAGCAGCCUUCUGAACUAGCCGAAUGCUGUGGACAAUGUAACCAAAGUCUGCAAGCUUCUCACAAACUACCCAAAAACAUCUCAGUACUUACAGACGGAGCGGGUGGGUUCUGUUGGUUUGGCCCAGCAGGUAUUGUCCUGCGUGUGGUCUCGGGUUCUGAAGGUGAAUGUCCAGUCUGAGGUGGAUCAGUGGUUUGAUUAUCGACUCGUGCAGUAUCUGCCCUUCCUCACCUCACAGCUCAUCAGUCCAGACGUCAUGUUGGAGACCUCCUGCCUCUCCUUCAGGAAGUUCUCCUAGGUGUCCGGCCAUGGGGUGCGAGUGAGCCAACUAGAGCACGAUCUCCAUCUUUGUACAGGGCACCACCAAGAGCCGUUUCUCCAACCCCCACCUUGUGUCAGUUAUGGGUAAAUACACCUACAGUGCAUCAGACCUCUCUCAAGGAGACAUCUACAGUAUCAUCCAGAUAUAUCUGAACACCUCUUCUGCUCUGAAAUGUCAUAAUGCCUCUCAACCUGAUCUUAACUCCACUGCCUGGUUCGCCAACUACAUCGGUGUCUUCCUGAGCUUCAUCACACUGAAUGACCUCCACCUCUUCAGCUCCUCAAAGCUCCAGCCGUUCACAGUAAACCUGGAGAACCUUCAACUCUUCAAGCAGUUCAGCGUUCCUGAUAACGUCACACAGUUCUACAUGAAUCUGUUGUUCCUGGAGAACCCGUCCUUCAGUGCUUUCCAAUAAGUUUCUCUGUCUGGCUCCUCCGAACUGCUUCCUUCAGUUGAGUGUGGAGCAGUUAAUGAUUGUCUCACUGGACAUCCAGCAGACAUGCACCAACAUACUACCAGAAGUGUCGGCCGCUCUGGUGAGUAAUGCCCCUGAUCUGACGGUGGACUCCAUUAUGGCUCUCAAUCAGUGGUGUACAGGUUUGAGUACAUAUCAGAUCAGUCAGACAGAAGGGGCGGUGCUUAAGAACGCUCUGUCGGUUCUCAGUGCUGUGAUUGGCUGGAAUCAAGAUCAGGCCAUAAUGAUCAUUCAAAAGCUUCUGUUGUCUGGAGUUUACCAGAUUUAUGAUGUGAAAAGACUUCAGGAUUUGGGUUCAUUAAUCAUCGGAGUUUCAUCAUCAGUUAUCACCUCAAUUCCAAACAAUUUUGUGCUUGGCGCCGUCCAAUCACCAUCAUUCCUGGCCAACGUGAAGACUGCACCUGUGAUCAUCCAACAGACUAUAGUCAGCCAGAUGGACAAGCAGAAGUUUCUGAAGACAUUUAUUCGUGGACUGAGGAAGAGUGGCAUUUCAGAGAUGAAGAUCAUAAAUAUGAUGAGCAUGGUGAAAGAGUCGAGCAAAUCCUUAAGAUUCAAAAGAGCCACCGAAUGUACAGUAGGACAAAUAAUGCAGGUGCAGAUUUAUAGCGAUAGUUUUCCAUUUAACUACGAUGUGACUCAGUUUAACGUCUGUUUGAGCGUUCAAACACUGAAGUUCAACCUGGAGGCCAUCACAGAUAAAGUCUAUGACAGAGACUUCCAGAGAAUUAUCCUCAAUAAACUCAACCAGGCGUAUCCUGAUGGAAUCCCUGAUGAGGUGCUGCAGGUUUUAGGCUCCUCCUCCCGUGCGGCCAUGCCUGAUGAUGUCAAAAAAUGGAGCGUGACGAAGAUUGACACACUGUCAUCUCUGAUGAACUCACGCAAUGGAGACUGGGACCAUCAAAUGGUUCAGCUGAUCAUCAGUAAGUAUUUAAGUGUGAGUGGAAACUUUCUGGGCACUAAUGAACUGAACUCCAUCAGAGGAUCAAACCUCUGUGCACUGAACGCAAGUGUGCUGAACAACAUCACCGCAGCCAGUGUGGAGCAGGCUGCUGCUCUCUCACUAAAUGCAGUUCAGAGAAGAAGAGGAUUCUGUUCAGUAUCGCUUAGAAUGCAUUCAGUGCAAUAAACACACGCUGUACAGACACCAUCAGCUACACAACAUACCAGCUCAUGCAGUCUUACCUCGGUGGUGCUGAUUCUACGUUUAUUCGUAAACUUGUAAAUUCCAACGUCAAUAUGGAUCUGAUCACCUUCAUUAGUCUGGAGCAUAGCGUAAUCAACACGCUGAAUGUGGUCGACGUGAAGAGUUUGUUGGGUGUGAAUGUAGCUGAUCUGAAGACAUAUGAAAGUGCAUCACAGGUGCAGGAUUGGAUUAAACUGCAGCUGCAGUCAGAUCUUGCCAUGCUCAGCAUCGGCCUGACGGGUGGCACACCUUCAUCCACCAACAGCACAACGAAAGCACCGUCAUCAGAGCAGCACUGUCACCAUCUCCACCACAGCUGCAGGGUCGAGAGUUUGGACACCUGUCUGUCUGCAGCUGUUCCUAUUGGCUGUUACUAUGACGACACUCCAACUGCUACACUGAUGAUGUCACAGUAUCUGUAUUUACUGUCUCUGUUCAAUACUUAAAGAUGUUUUGCACUUUCAGUUUUAUUGUUUUUCAUGAAUUCAUCACAUCUUCAAAGGUUAUUAUUACUUACAUGAACUAUUUCUGUGAAUAUAAAUUAAUCAUAUUUGAUUGGGCUGAAAUCAGAUACAUCAGCAGGUUUUCCAGUGAGAAUAAUACAGAUAGAUAAAGUUCUGUUGGUCACAUCUGAUUCACAUCAGCGACUGCCCGUUACAGAUUCAGCAAAAUGCAAUAAAUAAUCUGAUUACAUUAACUUCA